AUGGGUUCUGAACAACAUCCUAUGCUUCCUGUUCUACAUUUCACCAAAGAAGAUUUGAAACCAGGGACCGAAUCCUGGUUAGCAACAUGCAGAAGUGUGCGCCAAGCACUUGAAGAACAUGGUUGCUUUGUAGCUGUGUAUGAUAAAGCUUCUGAUGAGCUACAAAAUGGUGUAUUUUGUUCCAUGAAGGAGCUUUUCGAUCUCCCAACAGAAACCAAACAAAGAAACACAUAUGAGGGCGCGCCCUUGAAAGGCUACGUUGGACAACACCCCAAGAUUCCUCUCCACCAAAGCAUGGGUAUAGAUGAGGGAGCAACACUGGAGGGAAUUCAAAGGUUUUCCCAAAAAAUGUGGCCCAAAGGCAAUGAUGAAUUUUGUAAAUAUAUAUUUGAGUAUGCCAAGGUAGCUGAAGAAUUGGAUCGAAUGGUGGCGAGAAUGAUAUUUGAAAGUUAUGGCCUUUUAGAGUACUAUGACGCAUACAUAGGGUCUACAAGUUAUCUCCUUAGGCUUUUGGCACACCAAGCACCAGAACAGGUUGAGCCUCAACUGGGUCUUGUGGCUCACACUGACAAGAGCUUCACCACAAUUCUUCAUCAAAAUCAUGUCAAUGCACUGAUGGUGGAGACAAGGAAUGGUACCUGGAUUGAUGUUGAAUUCUCUUCGGCUACUUCAUUUGUCGUCAUGGCUGGUGAUGGACUCAUGGCAUGGAGCAACGACAGAAUAAAGUCCCCUAAUCAUAAGGUUUUGAUGAGUAAUGGGAAUGAAACAAGGUACUCUCUUGGUCUGUUUGCCUUCUACAAAGGAAUCAUGAAAGUGCCUGAAGAGCUCAUUGAUGAAGAGCAUCCAGUGCAAUAUAAACCGUUUGAUCAUCUUGCAUUGCUGAACUUCACUUACAGUGCUAAUAUGAAAGCCUAUUGUGGAGUGUGA
This is a messenger RNA of Sphenostylis stenocarpa, 927 nucleotides long. NCBI's taxonomy places the organism in Eukaryota, Viridiplantae, Streptophyta, Magnoliopsida, Fabales, Fabaceae. The record is from the annotation of a GenBank genome assembly.